CGUCCCAAAUUAAUGAUUGAAAUAUUCACAUACUUACUUUCGUUGCUACUCACUACUAGAGACUCACACACUUUAUUCACUUCAAAUUCGUUAUACUCAAACAGACACAAUUGAAAUGGCAACACAACCUGAAUUUGAACAUCCUAACAAGGCCAUUGGUUUCGCAGCUAGAGACCCUUCUGGUCUUCUUUCCCCUUUCAAUUUCUCUAGAAGGAAAACCGGUGAAAAAGACGUGGCAUUUAAAGUAUUGUAUUGUGGAAUAUGUCACUCUGAUCUCCACAUGGUGAAAAAUGAAUGGGGCGUGUCCACCUAUCCGCUAGUUCCUGGGCAUGAGAUUGCUGGUAUAGUGACAGAGGUGGGAAGCAAAGUAGAAAAUUUCAAAGUUGGAGACAGAGUGGGUGUAGGCUGCAUGGUUGAUUCGUGUCGCACGUGCCAAAAUUGCGAAGACAAUCUUGAGAAUUAUUGCUCUAAAUAUACACUCACCUAUAGUGCAAAGUAUAGUGAUGGCACAAUCACAUAUGGCGGCUACUCUGAUUCAAUGGUUGCGGACGAGCAUUUUGUGGUUCACAUUCCUGAUGGCUUACCACUUGAAGCUGCUGCUCCUCUUCUUUGUGCCGGUAUCACAGUGUAUAGUCCUCUUAAAUAUUUUGGACUCAACAAGCCCGGGCUUCAUAUAGGUGUUGUUGGACUUGGCGGACUUGGUCAUAUGGCUGUGAAAUUCGCCAAAGCUUUUGGUGCUAAUGUCACAGUAAUUAGUACAUCGCCUAACAAAGAAAAGGAAGCAAUAGAACACUUAGGAGCUGAUACAUUUCUGAUAAGUCACGACCAAGAUAAGAUGCAGGCUGCAAUAGGUACUUUGGAUGGUAUCAUCGAUACAGUUUCAGCGACUCAUGCACUCUUGCCUCUAAUUGGAUUACUGAAGUCUCAUGGAAAGCUUGUAAUGGUCGGUGCACCGGAGAAACCUCUGGAGCUGCCUCUCUUUCCUUUAAUUAUGGGGAGAAAGUUGAUUGCUGGAAGCGGAAUUGGAGGGAUGAAAGAAACUCAAGAGAUGAUUGACUUUGCUGCUAAACACAAUGUAAAACCCGACAUUGAAGUCAUUCCUGUGGAUUAUGUUAACACUGCAAUGGAGCGACUCGUCAAAGCAGAUGUUAAAUAUCGAUUUGUGAUCGACAUUGGAAACACUCUGAAAACAAGCUCUUAAAUUCUACACAACUCAACCGUCUAAAGUUUGGAUCAUCGUCACAAUUACUAUUUUUGUUUGUUUAUCCAAUAUUGUCGAUUGUUCUUGUAUGCAAUAAAAGUUUUUGACUGCAGACAUAGAGCUUCUGCUGUUAAAAUGAUAGGGAUUCAAAUUUGGCAUUGUUCACAAUUAUGAGAAUUAGUAAUGUAUGCAUUUUAUGAUGCAAUAACAUCGUUAUUUGAUAGGGAUU
Molecule: messenger RNA, 1430 nt
Organism: Trifolium pratense (red clover)
Lineage: Eukaryota; Viridiplantae; Streptophyta; Magnoliopsida; Fabales; Fabaceae
Product: probable mannitol dehydrogenase
Exons: 5
Coding region: 116-1201 (361 amino acids)
Biological process (GO): lignin biosynthetic process
Molecular function (GO): cinnamyl-alcohol dehydrogenase activity; zinc ion binding
Source: RefSeq, a predicted model, not a curated record